AUGUGUGCCAAAGCAUUCAUUCUUUUCUUCGCUCAAGCGCUCAUGGUUCAGACCAUAACUGCCUACUGCUUGGGCAACGGACUGGCCUACGAAGGUUCCUUGAUUGAUGGUGCUCCCUGCGGCUGCCAAUGGGGUGGCUUAGGCUUGGCUGGUUACGGUGCCGGUUGCGGUCUAGCUGCAGUUCCAACUGCUAGCGGCGGUGGUUUCCCUGUCGCCAGCGCGUCUCCCAUCCCGCCUGUUGGAGUAUCUGUUCUCUCAGAGAACGAGAUCGGAGGAAUCCUGUCUGCCUUUGGUGAACUUCCUUUCCUAGGCACCGUUGGUCUGGAGGGUGUGCUUCCAACUGCUGGCGCUGGUGCCGUCUCUUACAGUUGCGGAAACGGUGCCGUAGGUAUAAUAAGCGAAGACAUUUCCGCGUCCACUUUGGGCUACCCGGUCAACGCUGGAUUGGGUUACGGACCUGGUCUUGCUAACGGAUUCGGUUACGGUCCCGCUUUCGCUGGACGCGCCAUCGGAGGUUGCGGAUGCGGAGAUCUUCAAGCGAAUGCGACAGCAAUUCAUCAAUUGUAUCAAUUUGGAGGUGAGCGAGUUAGCCGAUUCAUUGGAAAUGAGACACCGAAAGAAAACCUCAUCCUUAGCGGAGUAUCUGAAAAGGCUGAUGAGAAUAAAGCUGGUAUUGUUACCACAAUAUUAAAAAACAACCUUGGUCUCAACGACAUCACAGCCUUCUCUUUUAUGGUUGUACACGGACUUGGAUCGACAUUUACGGGCCAAAGUAGGCCUGUACUUUUUAGACUUACUGAUUCAUCCCUCCGCUAUACACUUUGGAGGAAAAAGGCUUCACUUAAGGGCACACUCUUUGUACUUUCUGAAUUCCUAACUAAACAACGCAAAGCUGUAAUCAUGGAAGAACGCUAA
Parnassius apollo (apollo) is the source of this 915-nucleotide messenger RNA. NCBI's taxonomy places the organism in Eukaryota, Metazoa, Arthropoda, Insecta, Lepidoptera, Papilionidae. The record is from the annotation of a GenBank genome assembly.